This is a messenger RNA of Amphiprion ocellaris (clown anemonefish), 6762 nucleotides long. RefSeq names its product Fras1 related extracellular matrix 1b (gene frem1b). Gene Ontology annotation, biological process: cell communication. Gene Ontology annotation, cellular component: membrane. Lineage: Eukaryota; Metazoa; Chordata; Actinopteri; Pomacentridae. The record is from RefSeq and is a predicted model, not a curated record. The transcript is spliced from 36 exons. Bases 268 to 6678 code for a protein of 2136 amino acids.
GCUGGGAGUUUUUUUUUCAGGAGGAUUUAGAGGAGUUUUGGUUGUUGGAGGCAGAUUCAGAGCUGGAGGCAGAAACUCUGCAGACACUGCUCAGGAUUCACUGUAAGGAUUUAAACAUCAGCAGAUUCAGAGGCCGGAGGUCAGCGGCUUCCACAGAGCACAGUUGAGGAUGAUGUGGGCCGAGUCAGACUGACCUGGAACCACAGAGUCCGCUUCUCUUCAGAACCACCUGAACCUGAACCUGAACCUGAACCUUGGUCCACCAGGAUGCUUUCCGUGGUGUCGCUGCUGCUGCUGCUCUCGGCGUCCUGCAGCUCCACUCUGGUCCUUGUGAACUCCGGUGUGAAGGUCACCAGAGGACGCUGGGUCUUCGUCAGGCGGACGGAGCUGCAGAUCAGCGUGGACCCGACCUCCGACUGUAAGGUGGAGGUGGUGAUGAAUGAGCCGGUGACCCAGAGGGUGGGCAGGUUGACUCCACAGGUGUUCGACUGCAGCUUCCUGGAGGACGAAGUGAAAUACGUCCAUAACGGAAGUCCUCUGCUGGACGAGGACACGGUGAAGCUCCGAGUCUACAGGUUCACGUCUUCGGACACGUUGGUGCAGACGGUGGUUCUGAAGGUCUGGGUUCUGGACUCUGGUUCGGGGCUGGUGGAGCUGGGCAGCGUUCCACUGGUGGUUCCUCAGUUCUACGGUUUGUCCAACGUCAUCAACAGCUCGGUUCUGAACAUCAGAACGUCUGGUCUCAUCUGCAGCGUCCGACUGCUGAACACCGACAUCAGCGUCCCUGCUGUGGGUCAGCUGGUCCGGGAGGAGGAGUCCAGCCAAAGGACAGGCCGACAGACGGCGGCUCUCUGUCCUGGAAACAAACCUUGCCUCCAUCACACCAAGCAGCUCGACUUCCUGAAGACCAGCUGCAGAGACUUCCUGAGCUCCGGCCUGAAGUACCAGCACCUCAGUCCUCCAUCUCCAGAGAUCGACUUCAUCCCCAUCAGGGUGGAGCUGAGGCAGCAGGCUACCAGGGCCCUGCUGGAGUCUGAGGCCGUUUGGCUGCCGGUUCUGAUCCACGGCGCCAUGGAGAACCAGCCGCCCCACGCAGCCUUCAUGGCCUCCUUCAUCCUGGAGGUGGACCAGUUCAUCCUCACGCCGCUGACCACCGCUGCCCUGGACGCUGACGACCACGAGACACCGCAGGAGAAGCUGGUCUUCAAUGUGACCGAGCCGCCCGCCGAGGGCUACAUCACCCACCUGGACGACCACACCAGGCCGGUCCAGUCCUUCACCUGGACGGACCUGAACGACAUGAAGGUGGCCUACCAGCCUCCCAACAGCAGCCUGACGCACCGAAGGAACUACCAGGUGGCGUUCCAGGUGAUAGACGCCUCCUACCUGAGCAGCCCACCUGUCACCGUCCACAUUUCCAUCAGGGUGUCCGAAACUAACGCACCCAGAGUGUCCUGGAACAUGGGCCUGGACCUGCUGGAGGGUCAGUCUCGACCAAUCACGUGGGAGGAGCUGCAGAUCGUCGACAACGACAACAUCGACGGCGUUUACCUGGUGGCGGUGGACGGACCUGUGCACGGACAUCUGAGUGUCAGAGGUGUGAAGGCGUUCAUGUUCAGGGUGAAGGACCUGAGGGAGGGCGUGGUCAUCUACCAUCACUCCGACAGCGACUCCACCCGCGACCACAUCGUGUUCCGCAUCAGCGACGGCCGCCACAGCGUCCGACACAAGUUCCCCAUCAACGUCCUGCCCAAAGACGACUCGCCGCCGUUCCUCAUCAACAACGUGGCGGUGGAGGUGCAGGAGGGCGGCGCCGUGCGGCUGCAGGAGUACAUGCUGCUGGCCACCGACCUCGACUCCAGCGACGACUACAUCCUCUACCACACCGUCUCCGCCCCUCAGGCCGGUCAGCUGAUCAGAAGGAGCGCCGCCCAGGAUGCAGGACUUCCAGUGGACAGAUUCCUCCAGAAGGACCUCCUCCAGGGUCUGAUCUUCUACCAGCACUCUGGAGACGAGAUGUUCGAGGACUCCUUCGACCUGAAGCUGUCCGACAGCCACCAGCCUCCAAACCUCUCCCAGACAUACACGGUGGUGGUCCAGGUGUUCCCGGUGAAGGACCAGCUGCCGGUGGAGGCUCCAGGCAGCGUUCGCUUUCUAACGGUGAAGGAGACGGAGGUGGUCUUCAUCACUCAGACUCACCUGAACUUCUCCGACCUGGAACACCCCAACAUGGACCUGACGUAUAACAUCACUCAGCCCUGCUUCAGCCCGGUGCAUCCUGGCCUGAUGGACGCAGGACGUCUGUUCUACACUGACACCAGCAGCAGCAUGAAGAGAGACCACAUGGUUCCAGUUCUGAAAUCCUUCACCCAGAAUGCAGUGAACCAUCUAAAGGUGGCCUUCAUGCCUCCGGUGGAGGACAUCGGCCCCGAGCCGCUCUUCGUCCAGUUCGUCUUCUCCGUCAGCGACGUCCACGGCGGCACCGUGUCCGGACUGACCUUCAACAUCACUGUCCUCCCCGUGGACGACCAGGCGCCACAGGCCUUCACCAACCUGCUGCAGGUGGAGGAGGGCGGCGCCGCCUUCGUGACGGAGGAGAACCUCCUGGUCCAGGACCGGGACAGUCCGGAGGCAGCGCUGAGGGUGGAGCUGCAGCGGCCAGCGGGUCGGGGUCGUCUGGAGCUGCAGGGCCUAACGCUGCUGCCAGGGGAAGCCUUCAGUCUGCUGGACCUUAGAGCUCUCAGGCUCAGGUACAUUCAUGAUGACUCUGAGACCACUGAGGACGAAGUGGGUCUGAAGGUGACGGACGGACUGAACUCAGUGGACGUCAUCCUACAGAUUCAGGUGCUGCCGAUGAACGAUGAGCCCCCCCAGCUGGGCGGCGGCCUACGGUCAGCUCUGAGCUGUGAGGAGGGAGGGCGUGUCCAGGUGACGGUGGACUACCUGUCGGCCACCGACCGCGACAGUGACGAAGCCCGACUCACCUACAUGUUGGCUCGGAGUCCAGGCAGGGGGGAGCUGCAGAGAGACGGACUCAGCGUGGACAAGUUCUCCCAGCUGGACCUGCUGCAGGGACACGUCUACUACGUCCACACAGGAGGAGAAAUCGGACCGACGCCAGUGUUCGACACCGUCACACUCAUCAUCUCCGACGGCGAGGCCGGAGGGACGGACGGCUGUUGUCAUGGAGACGCCCCACCCCCUCCCGUCCCCCUGCACGGAACACUUCCUGUUUACGACCUGAACGUCACGGUGCUUCCUGUCAACAACAGAGUUCCCUCCGUCACACUGGGUGAGUCUCUGCUGCUGGUGGAUGAAGGUUCCUCAGCGUGUCUCUGUGGUUCGGUUCUGGGGGCCUCGGACCCCGACAGUCCACCUGAGCAGCUCACCUUCUACCUGGAAGCUCCGCCCCUUCACGGCUUCCUGGAGAACACGCUGCCGACGCCCGGCUCCGAGAAGAGCAACGCCGGAGUCCGAGUGGAAUCCUUCAGCCUCGUCCACCUGACCGCCGGCUUCAUCAAUUAUGUCCAAUCAGAGCACAGAGGGGUGGAGCCUACCGUGGACCAGCUGUCCGUCAGCGUGAGUGACGGGCUGCAUCGCUCCGCCCCCGUCCCCUUCUACAUCAUUAUCAAUCCGACCAAUGACGAGACGCCGUCGCUGCUGCUCUCCAACUUCACUGUGGAUGAAGGAGGCGUCAGAGAGCUGACUCCCUCCAUCCUGGACGGUUCUGACCUGGACGCUCCUCCAGACCUCCUCACAUUCUCUCUGCAGCAGCAGCCAGAUCACGGCUUCCUGAUCAACGCCGUCUACGGAGCCGACGGGCGGCGCUACCAGGAGAUGGAGGCGGAUCUGCUGAGGAGCCUCCUCAUCUCCUCCUUCACUCUGCAGGAGCUGAGGCAAGGGUUGAAGGUCUCAUAUGUCCACGAUGACUCAGAAACCCAGAAGGACGUUUUGGUUCUGCGGCUGACAGACGGAGUUCAUUCAGUCGAAGGAACGAUUCAGGUCACAGUGCUGCCGGUUAAUGACGACAAACCUCGACUGCUCAAGAACGCUGGUCUGGAGGUGGACUCGGGUGAGCGGAGGGUGAUUUCCAGCGUGGCUCUGGAGGCCGAAGACCUGGACACGCCCCCUGAACAGGUGUACUACAUCCUGAACGCUGCACCAUGGUUUGGAAACCUGCAGCUCAAGACGGAGUCGGGUUGGGCCGAGCUGUCGGCCGGUCAGAACUUCACUCAGGACGACGUGGAGAUGAACCGACUCUGGUACCGACACACUGCAGCCGCCAGCGCCGCCGGAUUCAAAGGUCACGACAGUUUCCGCUUCACGCUGAGCGACCGAGACAACGAAUCUCCGGCUCAGAACUUCUUCAUCUCCAUCCAGACGGUGCAGAAAGGUGACGUAGUCCUGCAGGUCCGGGCGGUGCACCUGACGGAGGGCCAGCGGGUCGUUCUCAACACCGACGUCUUGCUGGCAUCCGACUCUUCGGGCCGCCCGGAGGAGCUGUUCUACACGGUGUCGGUUCCGCCUCGCCACGGCCUCGUCCACGCCAUCCAGCAGCCGGGAGUCCCACUGACCGGCUUCACCCAGCUGGACGUAGCUGCUAGCCGUGUGUGCUACACCCACGACAACAGCCACGAUGCCCACACCGACUCCUUCAGUUUCGUCGUCACCAACGGCGACUCGUCUCGCAGCGGGACGCUCCACCUGACCAUCGAGCUCGGCGACCGCAUCCCCCCGACCCUCCACCGCAACGGCGCCCUCCAGCUGCAGGACGGCGCCAUGGCGACCAUCACCGCCGACCAGCUGCAGCUCACCGACCCCGACACCGCCGCUGCCAACCUGAGUUACGUCGUUACGGAGCCGCCGCGCCACGGGAAGUUGCUGCUGGGAGGGGCCCCGCUGGCUCCGCCCCUCAGAUUCCUCCAGACCGACAUCGACCGGAUGGAACUGGCUUACCGGCACGACUCCGGAAGCCCCGCCCACAUCGACAGGUUCUACUUCCUACCAAGUGACGGAACCAACAGAGGAUACCUGGAGUUUGGACAGCUGAGGGAGGAGCCUGCAGUGUUCAACAUCCAGGUGGAGCGAGUGGACCGGACUCCUCCCAGUCUGACCAGAACCUCCAGUCCCAGCUCAGUGGUGGAUCUGGGCGCCGGACGCUACGGGAUCUACGUCACCAACAAACACCUGCAGGGAACCGACCCGGACAGCAGAACCGAGGAGCUGGAGUUCUCCAUCAGCAGGCCGCCACACUACGGAUACCUGGAGAACACGGCGACAGGUGCCUACAUCCGAGGCCGGUUCUCCCAGCGGGACUUGGACCGGCGCUUCGUGCUGUUCGUCCUCCCUGCAGACGUGGAGGCGACGGCCGACAGCUUCCAGUUCGUCCUCAGCGACCCGGCAGGAAACGCCGCUCCGCCGCAGCUGCUGGAGCUGUCCUGGUCUCGGGUGGAGCUGUCGGCGACCUGCUACAGGACCUGCGAGACGUCCAGAACCCUGCAGAUCCAGAUCCAGCGCAGCGGCAGGAGCGUAGACCCGGCUUACGUCGCCAUCCAGGUGGAGGAGGGAUCGGCCAAACCGGGACGAGACUUCACUCACAGCAGCGCCGGCCUGAUCCAGUUUGACCCAGGUGUCAACAUGAAAACCUGGAACAUCUACCUGGUGGACGACGGUCUGGAGGAGAACCACGAGACCUUCACCGUCACCCUGAAGAACCCACGAAAUGCCGUCCUGGGAUCGAGGAGCUCCGCCAGCGUGGAGAUCAUCGACCCGCGAGGAGGAAGCUGCGACCCAGAAGACCUGAAGGUGGAGGCUGACCAGCGACCUCCUGGUUCUCCUCCCGGAUCUCCUCCCGGAUCUCCUCCUCUCCUCCCCAAGGAGGACCAGGAUCCCGUCACCGACAUCGAGGCCGAGCUGCUGUGGGAGAACCAGCCUCAUCCUCCCAGAGGAGAUGUCCCAAACCGCCGCCCCUACCUGGACUAUGGGGAGGUGGAGCCUCAGGACCAGGCAGCGCCGAUCUACAGAAACACCCACCAUCACCACAGGCAGCGUCCACGGACAGAUACUGGAGGUCCUGGAGGUUCUGGACACAGGCUGAGAGUUGGAGAACUGAAGGUCCGUCUGCCGGCUGAGAGACGAUCUGAGGAGAAGUUCUGGACGUUCCACAGUCUGACUCCUCUCCGGCUGGAGGAGUUGCAGCCUGGAUGGAACCCGUCGACUCACAGUCGCCUCCUGCAGGAGGUUCAAGUCGGAGACGCUGUUCAGAGGGACCAUCAAGGACCAGAGCCAGAACCAGAACCAGAACUCCGACAACACAAGACGGGCCGGUCAGUGAGCAGCUCGUGUUCUAAUGGUUGGACUCGGUACCGGAGGCGCUGCUACAUCAUCAGUCCGUCUGUAGCGAGUUGGUCCAGUGCCGAUAGAAGCUGCUCUCUGCUGUUUAACAGCAGUUUGACCAGCGUCCAGUCCAGGAGAGACCUGAACUGGUUGUGGAGGUUCGCAGGGAAGAAGCCCUUCUGGAUCGGUCCGUCCGGAGCUUCCUCCAGGCUGCAGGUGGCGCCGUCAGGCCGCGGGUCGGACUGUGUGCUGGUCCAAAGCCCCAGAAGCUGGAUUUCUACGAGCUGCUCGGCUGAAACUGAACACAGAUUCGUCUGUUCGUCUCUGGCUCAGACCCACUGAAUAUUUAGCUCCCAGGUCUUCUAUAAAUGCUGCUCUGUACAUUAGUUCCAUUCUGUGUCUAAAUAAAGCUGCUGCACAAACUGA